Molecule: messenger RNA, 1757 nt
Organism: Clunio marinus
Lineage: Eukaryota; Metazoa; Arthropoda; Insecta; Diptera; Chironomidae
Source: the annotation of a GenBank genome assembly
AGUCGUGAGAAAUGUAUCAGUGAAGACAGUGUGAAUAAUGAACAACAGGAGAAAAAGUGAUUAAUUCAAGAAAAUAUUGAUAAACCACUAUAUACAAGUAAAAAUCAAGUGAAAAAGAAGAAGAAGAAAAAAAGGAAUAAAUAAAACUACUGAAAAAAUAAAAAUAAAAGCUGUAAUUGAGUUGAUUCUUAAUCUAUUAGUGUUCAGAAGUUCAACAUACGUAAGCAUAAGAGAUCGUUUUAAACUAAAUAAAUAACAGUUUGCAGCUGAGGAAUAACAGUGAAAAUGGAAGAAAUAAAAUUUGCUAAAGGAAAAUGGGAAUCCUCUAAAAGUAAUUGAAAAUUGAAAAAGAAAGGAAUAAUUGGUCAUCAGUCGAUUCAAGCACAGCUAUCAGUAAAUAGUGUUAAUAAAAAAAAUCAUUCUUUAAGUGUUGAAUAAAAGAAAUGUUUGCAUAAAUGCAAGUUCGUUUUGACGUGCCAAAAGAAAAGAAAAGAAAAGUUACAGGAGCCACAAAUAAUGAAAUUCCAGAAGUGAAAAGAAUUAAUUGAAAAGUUAUUUUUUGUUUUGCUCGGGUCGCGAUUAAAAAUAUUAUCCACCGUGAUUCAAUCUUGUGAAAAAAAGUGAAGAAUAAAGUACGAUUAAAAGCGCGAGAUUAAAUAAUCAUCUAGAAACGCGAAUCUUUUAUGAGUGGCAUGAACGAAAGUCCCGGAAACCGGAGAUCCGCGUGAAGUCUUCAAAUAAACAAAACAGCCUCCUCCAUGAAUCAGUUGUGGCAAAAUGGUACGCGAGACUCGACAUCUUUGGGUUGCAAAUUUGCCCGAUAAUACACGCGAAGAUCGAAUAAGGGAGCAUUUUCAAAGGUAAAAUAUAUUCAUCCAUUAUGAUAAUUCUACAUUUUAUCUAUGUUUGGAAUAAUAGGAAAAAUUUUGAAACUCCUUGCGAAAGAAAUUCUUUUUCUAAGAUUCAAUUAUUAAAGAAACAUUUAUGUGUAAGCCUACUUCACUUUCAUAUGUAUAGUUGAACAAUUCAAGGUGCAUUCAAGAAGAUUCCCUGUCGUUCAAACUAGCAACAAAUUAAGCUUUAGUCCCCUUAAAACUUUUUGAAAAAUAAUCUCACGGGAAGGGAAUGAUGACGAACCAUAUUUCUCACCCUUCCCGCUUCCUUGUCUCAUAAUCGAAAACAAAAAAUGUCAUUGUCAUUCUUCAUCAUCUGGCAAAUUUCGCUUGAUGUAAUGAGUUUAAGUUAAAAGUUCCUUGCUUUUCUGGAUCUUUUCGCUUCUUUUCCAACUAGAAUACGCACUGUCGAGUGACUGCUAUGGCAAACACGUAAGAAAAAACUUUUUUCUUUUCUUUUAAAAGAAAAAAAAAAUAAAAUGAAAGAAAUUGGUAUUAUAAAAAUAAUAACCCGAAAUCUUAGCUACAUAACAAUUCCAAGUCUUUAUAUUUCGUCGUUUCAUUUCUUCUUGAAGAAAAACGCUAAGAAUGAGAUAUGUGUAUAUAUGAUGGAGAUUCACAAACGACACACUAUACACAGUCAGAGUCAGAGCCCAUUUGCUAUCGUCGUCGUUGUUGUUGAUUCUGUGUAUAUUAUUUUAUUUUUUUCGGGGCCACAAAAGCAAGAAAAACGAGAAAAUAAUAAUACCCAAGCACCAAAGCGCUCGUUGCUGCUUCGAAGCCAACGCCCGAAUGUUUCUGAAAAAGUCGACACGGGCAGGCAAAAAUUCAUCAUUUAAUACGAAGAGAAAAAGAAGAAAAAAA